GAGAAAAAAAUGACUAAAUUAUUAACUAUCUUCAUAUUAUCCUUAGCAAUUUCUUCCACUUUCGCUAAAAUUAAAUUAGAUCACUGCUUAGAAAACGCUGGUGCUUUCGCCGACUAAGCUUAAACCUUCAUCGUAGAAAUAAAAUCUCACUAAAUGGACGUUCAUAAAUUCCUUAAUGAAACCGUCUCCAUGAUCUAACAAAUAAACACAACAUUAACCUCUUGUAAUUUCAAAGUACCCGUUUUCUUUCCUACAUAAAUCGCAAAUUAAACCGAAUGUAUUAAAGAUAUUGAGUCUUUAGUUGCUGAAGUAGGAGCUAUAGCUGUUUUAAUCAAAGAAAAGAAAUACCUAGAUAUUUUAAAAUUAGUUGAACCUUUAGUUUAAACCUUAAAGAGUGCUUAAAAUGACUGUAAAACACAAACACAUAAAGUUGAAUAAAAAAUUCUUUUAAAUUCUAUCUAUAACGUACACCCUAUUUAAUGUUUGAAGGAAACUAUCAAAUUCGUAAGAGAGGCUAAAUCACUUGAAAUAGAAAUCUAAUAAAAACACAUAACCGAAGCAAUUAACUAAACAGCUGUUCUUUUAUAAGAAUUACCCAAUACUUUACUUGAUUGUGGCCUCAAUAAAUUACAUGAUGAACUCAAAUUUUUAGAAAAUAUUGAUUUUGUACACUGUGGUUAAGAUUUGACAAGUCUCUAUACUUUAGGAAGCAAUAUUCAUGAUGAUUAUAAAGCUUCAAAUUUCAGUAAAUUAAUUCAAGACGGAAGAACUUUCUUCUAAGUAGCUAUUGAUUUAUCUGCUGAAUGUUAAAAAAAACAUGCCUCUAAAUUCAUCUUGCAAAAAUAACCUUUCUAAGAUAAAAUUAACUUCAACUGCUUAGGAAAAUCUUUCGAAUUAAUCAAAGAAUUAUCUGAUUUCGUAAAAAGUAUUAAAGAAAAGAAAUACGAUGUAGCUAUUUUAAUAACUUAAUUAUAAAAAGUUUUAAAAGAAGCACAACCUAUAUGUGAUGCUUGUGGUUUUGAUGUAAAAAUCCCAACUAUUGAAGUCAAGGAUGCCGAAAAAUGUGCUAAUGAUAUUGCUAAUGCAAUCAAUGAAAUCGCUUAACUAGUUUCUGAUGUGCAAAAGAAAGAUUUUGCUCAUAUUGUUUAAGAUGCUGAAAAUAUUAUUAAAAUUAUUACUAGUGCUGUUUAAGAUUGUAAAGCAAUUUGAAUGAAUAUUUUUAUUUU
Messenger RNA from Ichthyophthirius multifiliis, 1226 nucleotides. RefSeq lists its product as hypothetical. NCBI's taxonomy places the organism in Eukaryota, Ciliophora, Oligohymenophorea, Hymenostomatida. The transcript has a single exon. The record is from RefSeq and is a predicted model, not a curated record.